ACAGCCAACACCAGCACACUUCUUCCGAACUACAUUACCCAUCAUGCAUUUCGCCCAGGACUACAACACCCACAGUUAGUGAUCCGGUGAAAGUGAAAGUCCAUUUAGUGAAGAAAGGAAGCAAAUCAUUGGCAGGAGAAAAACACAUUAAGUGUAAUCUGUAGGAGGAGACAUGACCUCCAACAUGAGUGUGUCUGUGAACCAGGACUUAAAGAAAAAUGAGAGUCUGAUUCAGGGUGAGAGAUCAGACUCACCUGAACCCAGCUGUGUGUCCAUGAAGAGUGACGCGUCAAUGGGUCAACCAAUGCGCUUUAGAGAGAGAGACAGUAUGACCGAUCUGAGAUCAUUAAAGAGAAAGAGAUCAGACUCAUCUGAACCCAGCUGUGUGUCCAUGAAGAGUGACAACUCAAUGGAUCCUCCAUUGCGCUUUAGAGACACAGACUGUGCUACUGAUCUGAGAACACAGAAGAAUAAAUCAAAAAUCACUGAGAAGAGUCAUUUGGAGGCCAUAUUCAAGGAUCUGGAGCACAAAGUCAUCACUCUGUUAAAGAAUGAGCUGAAGAGAUUUAAGAAGCUCCUGAGUUCAGAUUACCCAGCAUGCUCUGAGAGGGAGGUGGAGGAUGAGGAGGAUCAGAGCAGUGUCAGAGAGGGAGCGCUGAAGAUCACGCUGCACGUCCUGAAGAACAUGAACCACACAGAUCUCGCUAACACACUGCAGAACAAACUCGUGUACCAGCAGAAACUCAAAUCCAAACUGAGAGAGAAAUGUAAAAGAAUUAAUGAAGGAAUCUCACAGCAUGGAAGCUCGGCACUUCUGAAUGAGAUCUACACAGAUCUUUACAUCACAGAGGGUUGGAGUGGAGACAUCAAUAAUGAACAUGAGGUGAGACAGAUUGAGACAGCGUCCAAGAGACCAGAAACACAGGAGACACCCAUUAAAUGUAAUGAGCUCUUUAAAGACAAGUCCAUCAGAAGUGUGCUGACUAAAGGAGUUGCUGGAAUUGGAAAAACAGUCUCUGUGCAGAAGUUCAUUCUGGACUGGGCCGAAGGAAAAGCAAAUCAGGACGUCACCUUCAUGUUUCCACUUCCCUUUAGGGAGCUGAAUUUGAUGAAACAGAAAAAUCUCAGUCUGAUGAAACUUCUUCAUGACCUUUUCCCAGAAAUAAAAGAAUUACAAUUAAUAGACUGUAAUGUUCACAAAGUGAUAUUCAUCUUUGAUGGUCUGGAUGAGUGUCGACUUCCUCUAAAUUUCCAGAACAAUGAGAGUUUGUGUGAUGUGACAGAGUCAGCCUCAGUGGACGUGCUGCUGACAAACCUCAUCAAGGGGAAUCUGCUUCCCUCUGCUCUCCUCUGGAUAACCUCUCGCCCAGGAGCAGCCAAUCAGAUCCCUCCUGAGUGUGUAAACCAGGUAACAGAGGUACGAGGGUUCAGUGAUCCUCAGAAAGAAGAGUACUUCAGGAAGAGGAUCAGUGAUCAGAGCCUGGCCAAUAAAAUCAUCACACACAUGAAGUCUUCACGAAGCCUCUACAUCAUGUGCCACAUCCCAGUCUUCUGCUGGAUUUCAGCCACUGUUCUAGAGAGAAUGUUGGGUGAAGCAGCGAGUGGAGAGAUCCCCAAGACUCUGACUCAAAUGUUCACACACUUCCUGAUCUUUCAGAUCAAACACAAGGAUCAAAAGUACCAUCAGAAAUGUGACCCUGAUCCUCAGAAGACCAGAGAGAGUAUCCUGGCACUGGGAAAACUGGCUUUCCAACAGCUGGAGAAAGGAAACCUGAUCUUCUAUGAGGAAGACCUGAGAGAGUGUGGCAUUGAUGUCAGUGAAGUGUCAGUGUACUCAGGAGUGUGUACCCAAAUCUUCAGAGAGGAGUUUGGGCUUCACCUGGGGAAGGUGUUCAGCUUUGUACAUCUGAGUGUUCAGGAGUUUCUGGCUGCUUUAUAUGCAUUUCUCUCUUUCAUCAGCAGAAGUGUAACAGACCAACAAACCACUCAUCUGUCUGAUCUUUUAACCAAAUCAAACAUGUCUGAUUUCCUGAGGUGUGCAGUGAACAAGGCCUUACAAAGUGAGAAUGGACACCUGGACCUGUUCCUCCGCUUCCUUCUGGGUCUCUCACUGGAGUCCAAUCAGACUCUCUUACGAGAAAUAAUGCCCCAGACAGGAAGCAGCUCUCACAGCAAACAGGAUACAGUCGAGUACAUCAAGGAGCAGAUCAGGGAGAAUCCAUCUCCAGAGAAAUCCAUCAAUCUGUUCCACUGUCUGAAUGAACUGAAUGAUCAUUCUCUAGUGCAGGAAGUACAGCAUUACCUGAAAAGCAGAGAUUCCUGGUGUCUCAGGAGAGUCAGACUCUCUCCUGCUCAGUGGUCAGCUCUGGUGUUUGUGUUGCUGAACUCAGAAGAGAAUCUGGAUGUAUUUGAUUUGAGUAAAUAUGACACAUCAGAGGAAUGUCUUCUGAGGCUGAUGCCAGUGGUCAAAGCAUCCAGAAAAGCUAAGCUGUGUGGGUGUAAUCUCACAAAGGAAAGCUGUAGAGCUCUGUCCUCAGUUCUAAGCUCAAACUCCUCCAGUCUGAGAGAACUGGACCUGAGUAACAAUAACCUCCAGGAUUCAGGAGUGAAGCUGCUCUCUGCUGGACUGGAGAAUCCACACUGUACACUGGAGACACUGAGGCUGGAACGCUGCAAUAUUACAGGUGAAGGUUGUGCUGCUCUGGUUUCAGCUCUGAAGUCAAACACCUCAUCACACCUGAGAGAACUGAAUCUGAACGACAAUAAACCAGGAGAAUCAGUAGUGAAGCUGCUUUCUGAUCUACUGAAGGAUCCACACUGUAAACUGGAGACACUACAAUUUGAGCCGCUUCGAUCCUGAUCUGAUCUGAGUCUCACACACAGAGGAUGAUGUCAGCACUUCUGCUUCUCUAGUUGUUUGUAAAAAUGCACCAGCUGAGAUAAAUUAACUUUAACUGAACACUAAUCAAGCUUUUCUUAUUAACAGCAAAACAGAAACUGUUAAUGCACUUAUAAUGUCAUUUAAUAGAUUUGUCUAUACUGUAUGUUCAUGUAUUUCCAUUUACAUGUAGCAGAAGGAAACAUUUAUGUUUAAUACACAUUAUAAAUAUCUUAUAGUAUCAGUUCAAUGCAGUAAUUUGGUCAUUGCUCAAAGUUACACACGAUUUAUACACUGAGUUAAAGUAAUUUGUUUCCUACUGAAGUUGUUAGAAAAUUAAGAUUAGAAAAGUUUAAUUUAGUUGACUAUGUACAUAAUUAUGUUUCAAUU
Pangasianodon hypophthalmus (striped catfish) is the source of this 3268-nucleotide messenger RNA. Its product is annotated as protein NLRC3-like. The transcript has 10 exons. The record is from RefSeq and is a predicted model, not a curated record. Gene Ontology annotation, molecular function: protein binding. The coding region runs from base 173 to 2860 and encodes 895 amino acids. Lineage: Eukaryota; Metazoa; Chordata; Actinopteri; Siluriformes; Pangasiidae.